AUGUCGGACGAGGAGGCAUCCUUCCAGCUGCGGAUGUCAGACUCGGAUGCCGCAUCCUGUGAGGAGGGCUCCGGGGCGAUGUUUGGGCUGACGAGCAAGGAUGUUCUGUCCUUGCCACAAGAGAUGCAGUCCGUGCUGCAGAGUACGCAGGAGACCCUGAAUCAGCGGAAGCGUCGUCGUCAAGAUGAACAAGAGGCAUUUGAGAAGCGUGUGAGGGGGCGUCAGGAACGUCAGAGUGCGGCGAAGCAUGGUUGGGAUUUCAAGCUGAGAGAAGUGGCCCUGCUCGCGGUGCAGGUUCCAGAAGGUCCACCGGAGCUUCGCAAGAUCCUCCAAAAUGAGGCGCAGCCAGAGGUGGCAUGGACCGUGGCGGGUUCGAAGAUGUCAAAAGAUGUGCCAGUUCGGGUUGCUUGCCACGCUUUUAAAUGUCCUGGAAGAACAGAGACAUGCGCGGCUGUGUUCGGGCUCCAGGAAAUGCCUCACAGCAUCUCCAAUGUAAUUACAUAG
This is a messenger RNA of Symbiodinium sp. CCMP2592, 504 nucleotides long. NCBI's taxonomy places the organism in Eukaryota, Dinophyceae, Suessiales, Symbiodiniaceae. The record is from the annotation of a GenBank genome assembly.